AUGAAGGCCCUCGAUAAGAUCAUGCAGUUCAAGGCCGUUGAACAAUUUCGGCAGUCCAACAACGUCACCGCCGGGGACAGUCGACCGACUUUCUACUACUUUACCAGCGAGGGGGAGGAGAUCGAAACGGACGCUCACCUCGUCAGCCUUCCCGACAACUCUACCAUCUACUAUGCGACUUUCCCAAGCUUGGACCUAUAUUUUGCCAAGGAACUUCGCAAGUUUCCCCUCCCGCCGCCCUUCACCGACACUUCGCAAACGAACUGGUUCGUGGAGUUGGAAGAAUUGAAUUGCCGCUGGCGGGUUCUCUUAGAAAAGUGGGACGGGCCGUUUUGGAAGCUUCCCACCGAAGUUCAGGCGGCAACGGCCAUCCUAUUGGAAGAGUUAUUGAAACCCCUCUCCGGCAGCGUCACUUGCACACAUCGAAUCUUGGAGGCGUUCCAUAGCAAGACGCAGAACAAACCCGACAUCGGUAGCUGGGUCCCGCAGGACAUACUUUGGACGCUGUUGAUGAUCAUGAAAAGUGUAGCUGAUCUGGGAACCGUGGACGGGGAGAGUACUAAAUCAAACCAACGCCUUGCCACGGAGAGGUCGUUGCCCGAGGUUGCAACGACCUCUCCGAGGCAAGGCUUUGAUUUGAUAUCUGCCGGAAGGGGUGAUCACCUCCGGAGUGGUGAUCACCAGGUGUACUUCAUCAGUACUGCGUAUCUCCGAGCAAACGUAGUCCCCAUACUAUGCACUGAGAAUUCGAAAGUCCCCAUGCAAACGCCUACGGACGCGCGUGCGUUUCCUACACACCGACCCGUGGCGGGUGUCGGGGGUCGCCCGUCGGGUGUCGGGGGUCGUGGCGGGUAUGGGGACGCCACGACUUUAGUGGAAAAUGGGCGGUCCACAAGGUCCCAGGCGAAGGAGGGGAUCUGGUCUCGGCGGCGGUCCACUCUGGAAAGGGUCCGGACAGCCGUGAUCGCAAUGAAAAAAGGAGUCCGCAGUGGGCCGGUGUCUCCAACUAGGGAUGCCGGCUGUACUGUCCCUAGCGGCGUAUUUUCGUGAUACGCUUUGUCGAUACUGAAGCGGCAUCAAAGUAUGUUAUAGAGAAUA
This is a messenger RNA of Fimicolochytrium jonesii, 1098 nucleotides long. RefSeq lists its product as uncharacterized. NCBI's taxonomy places the organism in Eukaryota, Fungi, Chytridiomycota, Chytridiomycetes, Spizellomycetales, Powellomycetaceae. The transcript has 5 exons. The coding region runs from base 1 to 1050 and encodes 349 amino acids. The record is from RefSeq and is a predicted model, not a curated record.